AUGUAUCUAAAUUUAUAAGAAGAAUUAGAGGCUUAAGUUCCGCAUUAAGAUUUCGAGAAAUGGGAAUAUAAUAAUUUAAAAUUAUAAAUGAUAAAUCAUCGGAUUAUUCAUAUUAUUUUAUUAAAAAAUACUUUAUAAUUAAUGUAAAUAUUUAUUUUUCUAAAUAUAUAUUUUUUUUUUUACAUAAAAUAAAAUAAAAAAUUAUUUGGAUUAUUUUUAAUUUCUUUAUUAUUACUCUUAAUAUUAUAUUUGUUCCUAUCAAAUAUACUUUUGUAAUAUAAAAUUUAGGUUUUUUAACUAUUUUAAUUUAAGAACUUUCUAUUUUUACUUUUGGAGCUGAAAUAUUUCUUACUUUUUUUACAGCAAAUUUUUAUGAAUUACAUAAAAGAAAGAUUUUUAUUUGAUUUAAUAAUAUUUAUUUUAUUUUGUAUUGGAAACAGAAAUAAUUUAUAUACAGAUUUAUUUAUAUUAUUAAAAGUUUAAGACAUAUUUAAUAUUUUAAGAGAAAUCGACGAGAGAUUUUAGUUCAAAGGAAAAAUCCAAAACAUAUACGAGCUUUCAAAAAUAAUAAUUUUUAUUUUAAUUUUUGCACACUUUCUAGCUUGUUGUUGGCAUCAAGCUGGUGUUUAUAGUUUUAACUAAGGAGAAUAAGAAACCUGGUUAGGUAAAACAUACUAAGAUCAUUAUAAUGAAAACAAUAACAAAUAAAUAUACAUUCAAAGUAUGUAUUGGGCAGUUGUGAGUAUGAUAACAUUAGGUUAUGGAGAUAUUAUACCUAAAAAUUAAAUUGAAAUGGUUUUUGUUAUUUUCGCUACUCUUUUAAGUUGUAUUAUAUUUGCUUAUGCAAUGAAUUCUAUUGGGGAAAUUCUUAAACAAAUGGGCAGAAAAAAACUUAUUCUUAAAUAGUAAAUGGGAAUUAUAAAUACCUAUAUGAGAAAAAGGUGUUUAAAUUAAGAAAUAUAAGUAAAAGUACGAAAAUAUUUUGAAUAUUUAAAUAAAGAAUAAAUGGAAGAUAAUGAAUAAAGUUCCUAAUUAAUUUUAAACAUGCCUUAAUCUUUAAAAGAAGAAGUUUUUUAAGAUGUAUAUGGAUAAAUACUUAAAAGCAAAAAAAUGCUAAAUUUACAUUUUUCGAAUUAGUUUUUAAUGGAAUUAUCUAUGUAAAUGAAAGAAAAAAGAUAUGGUCCAGAAGAAAUACUGUUAAAAUAAAAUAAUGUAAGCAAAAAUUUAUAUUUUAUUAUGAAAGGUAAAGGAGAUUUAUUUAAUGAAAUAAAUUUUUUUACUGAAAAAAUAAGCGAAUUUACAGCCAUAACGGGAAACGUGACUAGUUUAGCUAUUUUAGAAAAAUGCAGUUUUUUAUAAAUAAUAAAAAAGUUUCCAAAAGAUUAUGAAUAAUAUUGUUAUAUGAGAGAUAAUAUUAAACUCUAUGAAAAUAUUUAAGGAAUGGAUCAUUAAUGUGUUGGAUGUUCGAGCUAUUCGCAUACUUUAGAAAGCUGUUAAUAUGUAAAUUUUGUUAGAAAUAGAUAAAAAAUAUUAGCUUAUUAUACUAAAAAUAAUUAUUUUUUUAGAAUAGGAAUAAUAUUAAAAGAAAAAGAUAAAUUAAAUCAUGGAAUACUUGGAAAAAAUCUGAUAAUACAUUUAUUACUAAAAAAUAAAUUAAAUAAAAAAAAUAAUAAAUAAUGA
Molecule: messenger RNA, 1680 nt
Organism: Ichthyophthirius multifiliis
Lineage: Eukaryota; Ciliophora; Oligohymenophorea; Hymenostomatida
Exons: 7
Biological process (GO): potassium ion transmembrane transport; regulation of membrane potential
Molecular function (GO): voltage-gated potassium channel activity
Source: RefSeq, a predicted model, not a curated record